CAGUCUUUGGACAACCAUAGACUCGGUGAUACGACUGUGUGCUGUGGCGGUGGUUGGUGCGCUCGCAAUUUACCAAAGAAAGAAUAGUGUUCCUAAGAUCUCGUUGCGGCUUCCUUGCAUAAUGACCGCGAAAUGGAUGCGAGCCUGAAGUAUUGCGCCCGUUAAUUGCAGCUGCAUCAACAUUAUCAGCAAAAAAACAACAGCGCUUCACAGAAAAAACAAGAAACAACAAAAGAAAGUUACAAACAACAACAAGACACACAAAAAAACAACAGCAACAAAAGAAUCGACGAUCACGGAGUAGGGCACAUACACUCAAACUCGCACAUGUACACACUCACACUAAUAUACAAACACAAGUUGUAGACACAGGAGAAAAGUUCCGCGUUACGGUCUUCGUGAUAUAAUAUUGAUGUAUUGUUACAUAAUACCAUCGGCUGUGUUGAAUAGGUGGUUUGUUGAUGACUCGAAAGUUGUUUUUAAUUGUUGGAAGUUUCCUAUCGGUACACCGAAAUACCGAUAUACGGGCCGCAGGAGAUUGGUCCAGUAUAUCCGAGAGUGCGACCCCGUGAGCGCAUUUCGCCAUUGCCAUGCAGACCAUUUCGAUUAUUUCCCUCCUGUUCGCCGUCACCCUGUCGUUCGUCAUUACAAACAUGGCUGAAGCUAGAGCGCCAUGGAUUUGCCAACCUUGUGAUAUGUUCGAAGAAUGCAACAAAGAACCGGAGAGCUACUGCAUGUGGGGUGAAACUAGAAACUCUUGCAACAGGAGAGUUUGUGCCAAGGGUCCAGGUGAAAGGUGCGGUGGACUCCGUGAUAUUUUCGGAAGGUGCGGUACUGGAAUGUGGUGCCAGAAGGAAGACGAAUCCAACACUUACACUUGCCAUGGAUGCUAUGACAACAGCUUGGAGUGCCACCAAAGUACAAGAUACUAAGAAGAUCUCAGACGGUUGACGAAAAACUGACGUGAAGAAAGACAAGAAUGCCGCUUCAGUAUUACUACAGCAUUUAGGCCACUUAUUAUUAUUAUUAAGAGUUUGUUUUUGUUUCCUAUUCUUUAUAUUCUUCUCAUUUUCGAAAGCUUCGUCUCCCUGUGUUUGCUCGGAGCCAGUCCGAAAAUUGCUCUCUAAAAUCUUUUCUAUUUUACUUUAUUUUACUGAUACAUACCAUUCGUGCGUUCGCUAAGGACGCGCACAUUCCAGAAAUUCCCUCAAACACACAUGCACACAAACACAAGCAUAGACACACAAAUACACCAAAACAGUUUCAAUCAACAAAUUCCCGUUUCUCACUUGACGACUCAAAUUGAAUCGUCAAACAGAAGCUUAAUUUAUGUGAUUUUAUUAUUAUUAUUAUGUUAUACUAAAUGAUGUUGUAAUUAAUUAAUUAAUUUGUACAUAUUUAUUGAAGAGUGAAAAACAUGAAAAAUAUAUGAAAAAAGCGAUUAAAUUGAUCUCGACAAAUUGACAAAUUAUCUAUAAAUACAAUAUUUAAAAUCCA
Molecule: messenger RNA, 1497 nt
Organism: Nicrophorus vespilloides
Lineage: Eukaryota; Metazoa; Arthropoda; Insecta; Coleoptera; Silphidae
Product: neuroparsin-A-like
Exons: 4
Coding region: 591-932 (113 amino acids)
Source: RefSeq, a predicted model, not a curated record